Messenger RNA from Aureobasidium subglaciale EXF-2481, 1048 nucleotides. RefSeq lists its product as uncharacterized. The record is from RefSeq and is a predicted model, not a curated record. The transcript has a single exon. Lineage: Eukaryota; Fungi; Ascomycota; Dothideomycetes; Dothideales; Saccotheciaceae. The coding region runs from base 447 to 782 and encodes 111 amino acids.
UAGCCAUCGAGACUGAAGUGGAAGCUGUUCCUAUGUGCUGUGGUGGAUGUUGUGGUCGACUGAACUCGUUUGCGACACGAAGCCAUUCGAUAAUCGCCAAAGGUCGUGCAUAACAAGCACCUUCCUUGGAUACUUUCAUGAUAUACACGGCGUACCUCUCGGAUGACUGAGCAACUAUGAUACCAUUGUAGAGUCAAUCAAUACCGCUACCUACCAGAUGGGCGCCGGUAGAAUAGUGAUCAGGGUCAUCCUCGAAGCAUCUGUGCUCCGACAACACCCGAAGUCAAAUACCGAGCGACCAUCCGCGAAGAAACAAUAUCAGUAACUCCUCUCUCUUUUUCUUGCCUAACCAAUCCAAUGCUCGCCCACUCUCAUCCUCUUCUCUGAACACACCACGUCCUUGUCAUCCCUAGCCCUUCUUUCGGUAAACAAUUACAGGUUGCAACAUGCCAAUACCACACCCACCCCCGCAACCACAACCAUCGACCUCAACACUAAAAUCCCACUCUCCAACCCUCACCAAACUACUAAAAGCACGACCAGCUCCUAUACGAGAGACCGCCCUUUUGACUGCUGCUUCUUCCCCCACAAGACCAAUUAAACCACCAGCGGGAGAUUGUUGUGGUAGUAGUUGUGAUCCUUGUGUCAUGGAUUUAUAUGCUCAAGAGUUGAAGGUCUGGAAGGAGUGUGCUGUGUUGAGGAGUUUGGUUGACGAUGAGGAAGAGGAAGACGAAGGCAAAGCGUUAGAGAACUGUAAAGUGCCGGGUGCUUUUCAGUGGUGAGCAAGAUAUCUGGGCACGACUUGGUCUUAUCAUCAUGUCAGAAGGACAUCAUGGCAUGAACGACUUCAAGUCAAGACCUCCUUCUCGGCACAAAGGCUCCUCGGCAUAACGACACAUUUUUAGGAUGUGAAGGUCAAAAGGCGCUGAACAGCAAAGCGCUCACACAAACAGGCGCAGGUGUCGAUGUAUGCCACACACACAAAAAUGGACGGCUUCAAAACGGUUCACUCGCUAACGGUACACAACCUCGACUGUCACCUCUGAAC